Aspergillus terreus NIH2624 is the source of this 1245-nucleotide messenger RNA. RefSeq names its product serine hydrolase domain-containing protein. NCBI's taxonomy places the organism in Eukaryota, Fungi, Ascomycota, Eurotiomycetes, Eurotiales, Aspergillaceae. The record is from RefSeq and is a predicted model, not a curated record. The coding region runs from base 1 to 1245 and encodes 414 amino acids. The transcript has a single exon.
AUGAAAUCCGUGGUUUUCGCGCUGGUGCUCUUUCACGCCUUGGCCGCAAUGGCAACUCAGCCCAGCCUUCAACGUCCUUUCCGCAAGGCCGAGACCAAGGAGUUCCGACAGAAGCUCAAGGAUGUCGUUCCGGCGAUAGAGAAUCUCAUGGGAAUCGGGGGAACAGCGGGCAUGUCCAUCGGAGUGAUGAGCCAUGGAGAGGUGGUUCUGGACCAGAGCCUUGGCUUUGCCGAUGUGGAGCGACAACUGAGAGCCGACGCCAGCACGCGUUAUCCUCUUGCGUCGCUUACCAAGGCCUUCUUCGCAGCCACCGUCUCCCAGCUGGUCGAUGACGGUCUCCUUCAAUGGGAUCAGCCUCUCAACACGUACAUCCCUGAGCUGGCCUUUGACUCUGAUCCGACCCUCGCAUCUCGCCUCACCCUCAUCGACCUCCUUUCACAUCAGACCGGCCUGCUCCGACUAGAUGCACUAUGGCUCGGCGCAAACGGGCAGGUGUUCAUCCCGAAGAACUACACCGUCACCCUGUGUAAUCAUUUGACGUCUAUUUACCCACUACGAUCUAAGUGGUCGUACAACAAUUGGAUGUAUGCACUGGCGGGUGAGGUUGUGGAGCGGGUAACGCGUCUUUCCUGGGGCCACGUCCUGCAACUCAAGGUCCUUGGGAAGCUCGGUUUAUCACAGACCACUGCGAUCAAGUCUGAGAUCCCCGUCAAUUCGACGGCGCUGCCGUAUAUGAUAAUGGACGAUAAAACACCCGUAGGGGUUCCAGACAUGGCACUCCUGGACGGAGACCUCAUGUCUUCGGCCGGCGGUGUCCGGAGCAGCGUCAAUGAUAUGCUAGCAUGGGGCAACGCUCUUCUUUCUACCUAUCGAACAAACGACCGUCAACUCAGGGGCAUCGAGCCCAUCUUGUCGGGCCACGCUUUUAUCAACAAAUCCAUUGGUUCAGACGAACUUUACGCCAUGGGCUUCGCAAAGGUCACCACGCCCACCCAGUUUGGCAAGAUUGGAUUCAACCCAAGUCUCGUCGAAGAAAUGCCCGUCCUUGGUGACAACUUCAAGCCCACGCAGGCUUUUUAUCACAGCGGGGGUGGACCAGGCUACAACCACUGCUUCGUGCUGGUCCCAGAACAUCAGACUGUGAUCAUCGUUCUGACCAACUCAAUAUCGCACGGUGACAUCGCGGACUGGGCCGCACAAACUCUUUCCAAGCUGCGGUGGAUAUCGAAGUACCUGUGGAUCUGA